Messenger RNA from Nicotiana tabacum (common tobacco), 2067 nucleotides. The record is from RefSeq and is a predicted model, not a curated record. NCBI's taxonomy places the organism in Eukaryota, Viridiplantae, Streptophyta, Magnoliopsida, Solanales, Solanaceae.
GGCAACGUACCGGGAGCACGAAAGCUCUACCCAGUGAUGGCGGAGUUGAAGAGGAAAAACAUAGGAGGAGGGAGCAGACAAAACAAAGGUCGAAAAGACUUUAAGAAGAGAAAACAAAAUUCACAUGAUGGUAAAGAUGGUAGAAGAAAAGGUCCGCGUUUGCCUAAUGCUAUGUUAAAGGAGCUUCAAUUACCUAAAAGGUCCAAUGAAUACUCCGAUGAAGACAUUGCUUCUGAUGAUGAAGCUGUUAAUGAUUUUUAUGAAUAUGAAGAAGGGGUUGCUGAAGAAGAAUCCAAGAAAAAUAAACGAUUUGACCCUGUUGAGAAUUUCCAGUAUGAGCUUCCCGAUGACUUUGAGGAUGAAAAUGUAUCAUCAGAUGAAGGAGAUGGUGAUGAAGACGAGGAUGGUCGGCGAGGAGAGGAUGAUGAGGAAGAGCAUGAUGGAAGGCAUUCACGGUUAUUGCAAGAAAUCACUGGUCUUCCGACUGAUGCUUUUGAUGGAAAGAAGAAGAAAAAUGAUGUUAUUAUGUCCGAGGCAUAUCCAGAGUCUGAAUAUAAUCCCAGUCGUGAUAUUCUGGAUGGAGAUGGCCGCAUUAGCGUCCAGGAUCUUCUCGGCCCUCUCCAGGGGAAGUUUGGCUAUAGCAAAGUUAGAAAGAGCAUGAGUCGGAUGGAGAAGAAGUCCAUACCCAUGCAUGCACCUCUGCCGAAACCAGAUCAACAGAGAUUGGAAAGAAAGGUAGCUUAUGAUUUUAGCAAGAAAGAUGUUACGAAAUGGGAACCUCAUGUCAAAAGAAACAGAGAAGCAACAACUAUCUAUUUUGACGAAGAUAAGGACGUGGGAUUUUCUACUGUAGGAGCUAUAGCUGCUGAAUUUCAACCACGAACUGAUUUUGAGAAAGAAAUUGCUUCUCUUGUUAAUGACAAUGAGAUUGUUGAAGCUCAUAGAAAAGAUGGUGCAAGGCUUCUUGAACUGAAUAAGAUAUCUGUAGAAGAUGUAAGGGACCGCCAAGACCAGCUUGCUAAGAUGCGUAGUCUUCUUUUCCGUCAUGAAAUGAAGGCAAAACAAGUCAAGAAGAUAAAAUCGAAAGUGUAUCAUCGUUUGCUGAAGAAAGAUAGAUUGAAACAAGCAGGUACUGCAGUUGAAACUGAUCCAGAAGCAGCCAAAGAGCAGGCAGUGAAACAAGAAUUCAAAAGGGCAGAGGAACGCAUGACGCUGAAGCACAAGAACAGCUCCAAGUGGGCAAAGCGCAUCUUACAACGUGGCUUGGAUGUGCAAGACGAUGGAACUCGAGCUGCUAUUACUGAACAACUGAAUCAACAUGCCCUUUUGACAAGAAAAGCAAAUAACAUGAAAGAGAGUAGUAGUAGUGAAGAAAGCAGUGAUGACGAUGACCUUGAUGAGACUUCUGAUGGAUCAGAUCAGGACGCUGCAAUGAAACUGUUGAAGAAAGCAAAGGACAAGACUGUUGAAGUCUUAGAUGGGGAUGAAGAAUUGCCAGCGUCAGGAGUGCUUUCUUUACCUUUCAUGGUCCGCGGAUUGAAAAGAAGGAAAGAAGCGGCCGAUGAAGAAGCAAAGCUUGCUCUAAAAGAGUAUGAGUCAUCAUUGAAGGAAUUCGAAGAGAAGAACGAGCCAAAAACUCAAGGAACAAAUAUUUUGAGUGGUAGGAGAGUUUUUGGAGCUCAAAAAAAGCAGGAACUUGUACCCAAAAAGAAAGCGACAUCAGACAAUUACUAUGGUGACAGUGAUAGUGAAGGUGAGAGAGAUGCCAGAGAAACUGGCAUUACUGCUCGUGAAGAAAAUAAUUUUCCCGAGAGGGAAGUUCAUUUUGAUCCCAGUUCACUUCGUGUAGAGUCUGAGAUUGGUCAUGAUUCUCUGUUUAAGAGUUUUGAGGACAUUGCGAGAGAACCAUGCACAAAGACUUCAUACGAAGUUUCCAUUUUUGCUGACGACUCGUGGAAAAAGAUGAAUGAUUCUUCAGUUAAAGGGAAGCAGACAAAAUCUGCAAAUGCAAAAAGUGCGAUGGCUUUACAGAUAACAGAACCUGUUGCGAGUGAACCUGAAGGGGAG